AUGGCACUAAUUAAUAAAAGUCACCCAGAAGAAUUUAUUCUACUAGGCUUCGCAGAUCAUCCUUGGCUAGAACUUCCUCUCUUUGUUACUCUUCUAAUCACAUACCCUAUGGCCAUGCUAGGAAACAUUGCCAUCAUUUUGGUGUCCACGUUAGACCCCCAGCUCCACAGUCCUAUGUAUUUUUUCCUCACUAAUCUCUCCUUUUUGGACAUGUGUUAUACCACAAGCAUUGUCCCUCAGAUGCUGGUUAACCUGGGAAGCUCAAAGAAGACAAUCAGCUAUAUGGGCUGUGCAGUUCAGCUCUAUUUUUUCCACAUGAUGGGUGGCACAGAAUGUCUGCUCUUGGCUGUUAUGUCUUUGGAUCGCUAUGUGGCCAUCUGUAGGCCAUUACACUACACCAUCAUUAUGAAUUUGCGAAUCUGCAUCCUCUUAGUAUCUGUUGUGUGGCUGACUGGAAUGACCUAUGCUAUCUCAGAGGCUACUGUUACAUUACAGCUGCCCCUCUGUGGUAUCAACAAGCUAGAUCAUUUAUUAUGUGAGAUUCCUGUUCUGAUAAAGAUUGCCUGUGGUGAAAAGCAUGCUAAUGAGCUCACACUCUUUGUAGUCUGUCUUUUUCUUUUAGCUGUUCCACUCUGCUUAAUCCUUGCUUCCUAUGCUUGCAUUGGACAAGCUGUGUUGAAGAUUAAGUCUUCUGAGGGAAGAAAAAAGGCUUUGGGAACAUGUUCUUCCCACCUCGUUGUUGUUUUCUUAUUUUAUGGCCCUGGCAUUAGCAUGUACCUUCAGCCUCCCUCCUCCAUCACAAGAGACCAGCCCAAAUUAAUGGCUCUCUUUUAUGGAGUAGUGACCCCUACACUCAACCCCUUCAUCUACACCCUUAGGAAUAAAGAUGUGAAGGGGGCUUUAGGCAACCUGUUGAGGAGGAUUUUCAGUUCUAUGUGA
Messenger RNA from Elephantulus edwardii (Cape elephant shrew), 939 nucleotides. Its product is annotated as olfactory receptor 2B11-like. NCBI's taxonomy places the organism in Eukaryota, Metazoa, Chordata, Mammalia, Macroscelidea, Macroscelididae. Gene Ontology annotation, cellular component: membrane. The transcript has a single exon. The record is from RefSeq and is a predicted model, not a curated record. The coding region runs from base 1 to 939 and encodes 312 amino acids. Gene Ontology annotation, molecular function: olfactory receptor activity; G protein-coupled receptor activity. Gene Ontology annotation, biological process: G protein-coupled receptor signaling pathway.